Molecule: messenger RNA, 898 nt
Organism: Gloeophyllum trabeum ATCC 11539
Lineage: Eukaryota; Fungi; Basidiomycota; Agaricomycetes; Gloeophyllales; Gloeophyllaceae
Exons: 3
Coding region: 138-737 (199 amino acids)
Source: RefSeq, a predicted model, not a curated record
CAAGGAUGCUGUCCCGUAGCGCCGGGCUGCGUCUUAUAUAGCGGGCUUGCAGUGCACGGCGCUUGAACUCGUCGCCCUCGUUCUCGUCUACCUCCACGAAAUCACUGUUGUUGUUGUUGUCGUUGUAAUUGUUUGAUAUGUCUCGCGCGAUUGCUGGUCUAUUUCUGACGAGUGCGUUGGUGUUGAGUGCGGGCGCGCAGACGACGUCGCUGUUCAUCCCGGGUUUAGCUGGUGAUGGACCGCUCAGCGUGAGCGAGAUCGGUGUGGGGAGUGAUGGGCGGACGACGUGGGCCGUGGCAUCUGGCGCUGCCUCGGGCACCGACACGCCACAGUUCCCCGGCACAGCUACGUUGAUCGAAGGACCGAACGACGCAGUGGUUACAUACGCGCUGGGCGACGGCGGCGCGGUCGUCUCGUGCUCGAUAUCCGGCGCCUCCGCAGUGUGCGAGGGCACCAUCACGGAGGACGGGCAGACGUCCACCGAGGUCGACACGCUCCCCGCGGAUCCUACGGUCGUCGCUAUCGCCACUGGCAGCGGAAGCGCGAGCAACACCGCCAGCUCGCCCUCGGCGACCUCGACGUCGCCGAGCUCGCGAUCCUCCUCAGGCUCGGGCAGCCCGUCGCAGACAAGCAGCGCACCGUCUGCGACAAACAGCAACGCUGCUGUGAGCGGGCAGCGUGUUUCGGCUGGGUUGAUGGGUGUCGUGGCGGCUGGUUCUUUGCUGUCCCUCUUGUAAUGGGUGGUACCAGUGCCGUAUCCGGUGUUUCCUCAGGGUAGCUUGCGGGUCAAAAAUGAUGUUGACGCCUGUCAAUAUGACUAGUAUAUUAACAGCGUGUUCCCUUGUUUUCCUUGCAUGUUAUAAUUUAUUCGAUGAAUUGAACCGUGAACUGAACCGAG